UCAGCCAUGACACACAUUUGACAUGCCCUCCCUCAACCCUCUCACAGACUGUUUCUCUUGCACUCCAGAAUGGACCAAAGAGAAAUUCUGCAGAAGUUCCUGGAUGAGGCCCAAAACAAGAAAAUUCACAAUGAGGAGUUUACCAGUGAAUUUCUGAAACUGAAAAGGCAAUCCACCAAGUACAAGGCAGACAAAACCUAUCCUACAACUGUGGCUGAAAGGCCCAAGAAUAUCAAGAAAAACAGAUAUAAGGAUAUUUUGCCCUAUGAUCAUAGCCGGGUAGAGCUGUCCCUGAUAACCUUCGAUGAGGAUUCCAGCUACAUCAAUGCCAACUACAUUAAGGGAGUUUAUGGACCGAAGGCUUAUAUUGCCACGCAAGGUCCUCUACCCUCAACUCUUCUGGACUUCUGGAGGAUGAUUUGGGAAUGCAAUGUCCUGAUCGUUGUUAUGGCAUGUAUGGAAUUUGAAAUGGGAAAGAAAAAGUGUGAGCGCUACUGGGCUGAGCUGGGAGAGACGCAGCUGGAAUUUGGCCCUUUCUUGGUAUCCUGUGAAGCCGAAAAAAGGAAAUCUGAUUAUAUAAUCAGGACUCUAAAAGCCAAGUUCAAUAGUGAAACUCGAACUAUCUACCAGUUUCAUUAUAAGAACUGGCCCGAUCAUGAUGUGCCUUUAUCUAUAGACCCUAUCCUUGAGCUUAUCUGGGAUGUGCGUUGUUACCAAGAGGAUGACAGUGUUCCCAUAUGCAUUCACUGCAGUGCUGGCUGUGGAAGGACUGGUGUCAUUUGUGCUAUUGAUUAUACAUGGAUGUUGCUAAAAGAUGGGAUAGUCCCUGAGAACUUCAGCAUUUUUAGUUUGAUCCAGGAAAUGCGAACACAGAGGCCUUCAUUAGUUCAAACUCAGGAACAGUAUGAACUGGUCUACAAUGCAGUAUUAGAAUUAUUUAAGAGACACAUGGAUAUUAUUGGAGAUGAACACUCUGGAAGAGAGACUCAAGCAAAGUAUUCAAAUCCUGAGCAAAAUUCCACUCUACAAUUUGAUUCUUAUUCUCCUAAUUCACCAAAAAGCACUAUAAAAGAAGCAAAAACAAUGAACCAACAGAGCAAACAAAGGGUAAAGCUGGAAAAUGCAGACGCUUCUUCCUUUGGCAAUGUUAGAACUUCUGAAAUAAAUGCAAAGGCAGAGUUAGUUUUGUGUGCUGCUCAAUCAAGCCCUUCAUUUGACUUUUUGGAGCUAAAUUACGGUUGCAAGAAAAAUGCUGACACAACCUUGAAAUGGCAGGCAAUAGCAUUCCCAGUGGUUGGGGAGCCUCUUCAGAAGCAUAAAAGUUUGGACUUCAGCUCCAUUUCUUAUGAGGCAUGUCACAAUUCUGAGCCUGCAAAUGCAACAGGAAAAUAUUUUAACUCAAAGGGGCCAGUAAUGCGGACCAAAUCAACCCCCUUUGAACUGCUACAGCAGGAAAAAACAAGGGAGUUAAACAGCAAGGACAGUUUUUCAUAUUUGGAAUCUCAACCACAUGACUCUCCUCUUGUGGAGUUACAGGCUCAAAAAGUGAUGCAUGUUUCUUCGGAAGAACUGAAUUAUUCACUGCCAUGUGACUCUAAGCACCAAAGGUGUAAUGCUUCUUGUGUGAAGCAGCACGACCCUAGUGCUUUUACUGUGCAUUCUUGCAUGUCUUUAGUAGAAGAUCCUUAUUUUUCAUCAUCGCCUCCAAGUAGUGCUGAUUCUAAGAUGUCUCUUGAUUUCCCUGAGAGGCAAGAUGGAACUGUUUUCCCUGGUUCUUUGUUGCCAGCGUCCUCCACCACCCUCUUUUCUUACUGCAAUUCACAUGAUUCUUUAACACUGAAUCCUUUGACCAGUGUUUCCCUGCCACUGAACCAAGAGACAGACAUAGUAGCAACUUCUCCAAGGAUAGAUGAUGAAAUCCCCCCUCCACUUCCUGAACGGACUCCUGAGUCUUUUAUUGUGGUUGAGGAAGCUGGAGAAUUCCCACCAAGUAUUCCCAAAUCCUUACCUUCAGCUGUGAAGGUAAAAAUUGGAACAUCACUGGAAUGGAAUGGAAUAUCUGAAUCAACGAAAUUUGAUGACUCUGUGACACUUAGGCCAAGCAAGAGUGUAAAACUCCGGACUACCAAAUCAGAUCUACAUCAAGAUUGUUCUUGCCCCCCACCUCCACUCCCAGAGAGAACUCCAGAGUCCUUCCUUCUUGCUGAUGAAGAGUACAUACAGGCACAAUCUACAGGAACUUAUUCUACUAGCUGUCCUGAAAACGUGGAAAACUCAACAUCUCCAAAACAAACAUUGAAGACUCCUGGAAAAAGUUUCACAAGGAGUAAGAGUUUGAAAAUCUUGCGAAACAUGAAAAAGAGUAUCUGUAAUUCUUCACCACCAAACAAACCUGAAGAAUCUGUUCAGUCAAAAAACUCUAGCUCCUUUCUGAAUUUUGGUUUUGGAAAUCGUUUUUCAAAACCAAAAGGACCAAGGAACCCACCACCAACUUGGAAUAUUUAAUACAACUCUGGAUUUAACAAGAAUAUAGACUGCAAGUGCAUUUGUAAAUAAAAGUGUCAGAAUGUUGCUAGUUAAAAUAAGUGCUUUAUACUCAUAAUACCAGUAAUGAAGAUAUGCUGAUGUGUUAAUAUCUUUUAGAAGAAAAGCAAAAGGUGAAAAAAGUGCCAGUAAUUUUGUAUUUUCAUAUUAUUUGCAUUGGGUUAGAAAUUGUCAAUAAAAACUUGUCUCUUGAGUUUAUAUAAAU
Molecule: messenger RNA, 2749 nt
Organism: Castor canadensis (American beaver)
Lineage: Eukaryota; Metazoa; Chordata; Mammalia; Rodentia; Castoridae
Gene: Ptpn22
Product: protein tyrosine phosphatase non-receptor type 22
Biological process (GO): T cell receptor signaling pathway; negative regulation of T cell activation; protein dephosphorylation
Cellular component (GO): nucleus; cytoplasm
Molecular function (GO): non-membrane spanning protein tyrosine phosphatase activity
Source: RefSeq, a predicted model, not a curated record